Prunus armeniaca (apricot) is the source of this 867-nucleotide messenger RNA. The record is from the annotation of a GenBank genome assembly. Lineage: Eukaryota; Viridiplantae; Streptophyta; Magnoliopsida; Rosales; Rosaceae.
AUGGCAGAUCACCAAAGAAUCUAUCCAGAUGUAGAGGCACCGGCAGCAGCAGCUGAGGCACCCUUGGUAGCAACUGGAGCUUCAAAAUCGGACAAAGGUGAUCCAGCUGAUUAUCAUCACCAGGGGCAGUAUCCUCCCUUCCCACAACGGACUAUUCCGGUGACGCACUCCAAGCCACCGCCCAUUCGCAGGAAGAGGAGCUGUUUAUGCAGGUGCCUUUGUUGGACUGUAAGCCUGAUCCUGCUCCAAAUCAUUGUGGUUGCCAUCACUGCUGGAAUUAUAUUCCUCGUUUUCAGACCAAAGCUUCCAAAGUUCACGGUGGACAAACUGCAGAUAACCCAGUUCAAUCUCAGUGCUGAUCAGAGCUUGUCGGCCACCUUCGACGUGAGCAUCACUGCGCGAAACCCCAACAAGAAGAUCGGCAUCUACUACGAAGGCGGCAGCCGCCUGAAUGUUUGGUACACAGGCACUAAGCUCUGUGAAGGAGGUUUGCCAAAAUUCUACCAGGGUCACCGCAACACCACUCAACUUGUAGUCCAGCUGACAGGACAGAACCCAGAUGCAAGCGGCCUGCUCAGUAGCCUCCAACAACAGCAGCAGCAGACGGGCAAUGUUCCGCUGACUCUCAGAGUGAGGCAACCUGUGAGGAUUAAGCUGGGCGGCCUGAAGCUCCCAAAGGUCAAAUUCUUGGUGAGGUGCAGGUUGUCGGUGGACAGUGUUACCGCGAAUAAUGAUAUUACAAUUCAAAGCAGUAGCUGUAAGUUCAGGCUACAGGCUACAGGCUUCAGGCAACAUGCAUACAUAGAGGAUCAUAGGGAGAGAGCUUCUUUUCUUCUUGUCCCAUGGGCGCUACCCAUCUCGCGUUGA